UGCAUUUUAGUAGCAGAAGAAGAAAGAGAAACAGAAAACAAUGGCAAUUUCUUGUUUAUCCAUCGCAACUAACUUAACCGUCGCUCCAACCCCAAAAUCUCGCAACCAAACACACACACAAAACCCUCUGAAUUCAACCCUGAAAUCUCUCUCCAAUUCAGGCAAGCUCGACGAAGCUCUUCGCCUUUUACUGGAAUCCUCCCACCAAUCCAAAUCCGCCACCACGCAGCCCAAUGUCGACUCCUACGCCGCGGUCUUACACGCCUGUAUCUCGAGAAAAUCCUUCGACCACGGCCGGAAACUCUACCUUCAUCUCCUUCAGACGGAGGAGAAGAAAGAUCUCCUCAAAAACCCCACUUUGAAAUCCAAGUUCGUCACUCUUUUCUCGGCCUGCGGCAGGUUGGACGAUGCCCGGCGAGCCUUCCGCCAUGGAAUUGACGAGAUGGGAUCUGUGCCCGAGUCGGUUUACGUGGCUAUGGCGAUUGGGUUUUCCAAAAACCGCAAUUUUAGGGAAGCUCUGCUUGUGUAUUGGGAAAUGCUGUCCCGGGGUGUUCGGCCUGGGAAUUUUGCGUUUUCGGCUGCGCUCAAGGCUUGUUCGGGGAUACCGGAUGUCGGCAACGGUAGAGCUGUCCACGCGCAGAUUAUAAAGUCCGAUGAAGAAGCUGAUCAAGUGGUGUACAAUGCUCUUUUGAAGUUUUACACCGAAUUUGGGAGUUCCUACGAAGUGCUGAAGGUGUUCGAUGGUAUGCCUGACCGAAAUGUUGCUACCUGGAACGCAUUCGUUGCUGGGUUUGCCAACAAAGAUCAGUUUUUCGAGGCUUUAGAUACUUUCCGGAAAAUGCAGAGGGAUAAAGUGGGGUUUAGUUGGGUUAGCUUAACCACGAUUUUAUCCGUUUGUUCGCGCAUGACGGCUCUUUAUUUCGGCAAAGAGGUGCACUGCCAAAUAAUAAAGUCGGCGGAAUCGCCCGAUGUUCUUGUGUUGAACUCCCUUCUGGAUAUGUACGCUAAGUGUGGAGUAACGGAGUACUGUAAGAAAGUGUUUGACGGAAUGAAAUCCAAGGAUUUGACAUCGUGGAACACUCUCAUCAAUGCAUACGCAAUCAACGGUUUGAUGGCAGAAGCUGUGGCGGUAUUCGAUCAGAUAAUCGAGGCUGAAUUAAAGCCAGACGAGGUGACUUUCAUCUCAUUGCUAUCGGGUUUCAGUCAUGCUGGAAUGGCAACCGAGGGUCAAAUCCUCUUCGAUAGAAUGAGUGCAGAAUUUAAAAUAGUUCCUAGUUUGGGGCAUUACGCUUGCUUAGUGGAUAUAUUAGGUAGAUCGGGAAAUAUCGAGGAGGCAUUAGAAGUGGUGAAGAAAAUGCCUAUGAAGCCAAGUGGUAGUAUUUGGGGUUCGCUGCUUAACUCUUGUAGGCUCCACGGUUACGUUUCGCUUGCAGAAGUCAUAGCAAAACAGUUGUUCGAAAUCGAACCGACAAAUCCCGGAAACUAUGUAAUGUUAUCGAAUAUUUACGCAAAAGCAGGGAUUUGGGAUAAGGUUCAUUCGGUGAGGGAGCUCAUGGAGGAGAGAGGAAUCAAGAAAGAAGCUGGUUGUAGCUGGGUACAAAUUCAAGAUAGGAUACAUAGUUUCGUUUCUGGUGGGGGUUUUGAGUUUCGUAAUUCGUAUGAGUAUAGGAGAAUAUGGGAUGAAUUGACGAAAGAAAUGGAGAAGAAUGGAUAUACCCCCGAUACUGGAGUUGUUCUUCAUGACAUUGAUGAUGAAAUGAAGGUGGAGUGGGUGUGUGGUCACAGCGAAAGGGUAGCUACGGUAUUUGCGCUGAUAAAUAGUGGGUCGGGUUUGCCGAUUAGAAUCACGAAGAAUCUUCGUGUUUGUGCCGAUUGCCAUGUUUGGAUGAAACAUGUUUCCGAAGUAAGACAGAGAAGAAUUAUAUUAAGAGACACGAAUCGGUUCCACCAUUUCGAAGAUGGAAAAUGCUCUUGCAAUGACUAUUGGUGAAGUAUCGGAAAAUCUGCGUGCUUAAUGCUGGUCAGCAUGUAGAUGAUGAAGAUUGCAACAGAGUAUAUCAAGAAAGCAAUGAUGACUCGUGAUUCGAACAACAUUGCACUGUGCAACGCAAAUAGCUUGUCUAUGGCUACAAACAUGCUCGCUUGCUUCGACUCAAAUGCUUCCUGCAAUCAAUUUAAAAAAAUAAAGGUAAUUUUGUAAAUUACUCGAAACUUUCGAUUUUCUUAAUG
Molecule: messenger RNA, 2229 nt
Organism: Erythranthe guttata (spotted monkey flower)
Lineage: Eukaryota; Viridiplantae; Streptophyta; Magnoliopsida; Lamiales; Phrymaceae
Product: Tetratricopeptide repeat (TPR)-like superfamily protein
Biological process (GO): RNA modification
Molecular function (GO): protein binding; RNA binding; zinc ion binding
Source: RefSeq, a predicted model, not a curated record